This is a messenger RNA of Zymoseptoria tritici IPO323, 1845 nucleotides long. RefSeq lists its product as uncharacterized. Bases 1 to 1845 code for a protein of 614 amino acids. The transcript is spliced from 8 exons. Gene Ontology annotation, molecular function: hydro-lyase activity. The record is from RefSeq and is a predicted model, not a curated record. NCBI's taxonomy places the organism in Eukaryota, Fungi, Ascomycota, Dothideomycetes, Mycosphaerellales, Mycosphaerellaceae.
AUGUCCUCCCCACCUCCCAACCCUACCCAAACCACCACUCCCUCCUCCAUCCCCGACGCCUCAGACUACAACCUCACUCCCACCCUCCCCAACACCGGCCUCCGCUCCUCCCUCCCCAACUACGGAGACCCCCACUUCGCCCUCUUUCUCCGCAAAGUCUUCAUCAAAGCCGCCGGCUACUCCACCUCAUCCCUCUCCCGCCCUUUGAUCGGCAUCAUCAACACGGGUUCCGGUUUCAACCCUUGUCACGCGAAUGUGCCGCAAUUGAUUGAGGCGUGUAAACGGGGGAUUCAGUUGGCGGGUGGACUUGCGGUGGAGUUCCCGACGAUUUCGUUGCAUGAGAGUUUUGCCAAGCCGACGAGUAUGUAUUUGAGGAAUUUGAUGGCGAUGGAUACGGAGGAGAUGAUUCAGGCGCAGCCGUUGGAUGCUUGUGUGAUGAUUGGAGGCUGCGACAAGACUGUGCCGGCGCAGUUGAUGGGUAGUAUCAGUGCAAACAAGCCUGUCAUAUCGCUUUUGACAGGACCUAUGAUGCCCGGAUCGUUUCGAGGUGAACGGAUAGGUGCUUGCACUGAUUGCAGGAGUAAUUGGGCGGCGUAUCGAGCCGGAGAUCUCGACAUUGAAGACAUUGCCGAGAUCAACGACGAGCUGGCACCGACAGCAGGCACAUGCGGAGUAAUGGGCACAGCAAGCACAAUGGCCUGUAUAGUCGCAGCCCUCGGCCUAAUGCCUUUGACCGGCGCCUCCGCCCCCGCUGUCUCCUCCGCCCGUCUCCGCGUUGCCGAACAAACCGGCGCCGCCGCAGUGCUGCUAACCACAACCCACUCGCACCUCAAACCACAAACCCUCCUCACGCGAUCGUCCUUUCUCAACGCCAUCACAGUCCUCCAAGCCAUCGGCGGCUCCACCAACGCCGUAAUCCACCUCCUCGCCAUCAUAAACCGCCACCCCGACCUCGCGGGCACCAUCACCCUCCAAACCUUCGAUGACAUCGGCCGCAGCACCCCUCUCCUCGUGGAUCUGAAGCCAACUGGCGCGAAUUACAUGACUGACUUCCACAAUGCGGGAGGCAUGCUUGCUCUACUACACACACUACGUCCACUCCUCGACCUCUCCGCACUAACCAUCUUCGGCACCACGCUGGGCGAAAUGCUCGACGCCACGCCAUUCAAACCGUUCCCGUACUCCACCUCCUUGAUCCGUCCACUCUCCGAUCCUCUAUACCCCGCCUCCGCCCUCGCCGUGUUGACAGGGAAUCUAGCGCCUGGCGGAGCGGUGUUGAAAGCUUCCGCCUCAAAGGAUCGGAGACUAUUGGAAUUCGAGGGCAAAGCGGUGGUAUUUGAGGAUUCGAUGGAUUUGGCGAGGCGGAUCGACGGGGAGGAGUUGGAGGUUACGAGGGACUCGGUGUUGGUGUUGAAAGGGAUUGGACCGAUUGGCAAUCCGGGGAUGCCGGAGGCCGGGGUGAUUCCUAUUCCGAGGAAGUUGAAGCGGGUGGGGGAUAUGUUGCGGUUGUCGGAUGGACGGAUGUCGGGAACUGCUGGUGGUACGAUUGUACUGCACAUCUCGCCGGAGUCUGGGAUUGUCGACUCGCCGUUUGGGAUCCUGAGGAAUGGAGACACGAUCCGGUGUAGUCUGGAGAAGAGGCUACUUGAAGUAGACCUCACGGCGGAGGAGAUUGCAGAGAGGGUGGAAGAGAGGAAGGCGAGUUUGGAAGAUAAGGGCAAAGCGGUGAGAGGAAAGCGUAUUGUGGAAAGGCAGCGUGGAUAUCGAGGGAUGUAUGAAGCGACGGUCAAUCAGGCGGAGGAAGGAGCGGACUUUGACUUCCUCACAGCGAAGGGAGCGUUUUGA